GCGGAACCUGUUGAGCAACUCCCGAGUCAGCGCAGUUUCUAUUGGCUGUCGUCACGCGGCUUCACGUCUUCAUUUGUAUCAUUUCUUCUUUCCGCGUCAUUGUCGUGGACUCUCGACACGAGAGCGGACAUGUCGAGGUGGAGACAAAAAGCUCGUAGCGCCAGCCUGGGGGAUCUGCCCACGGACAGCUGGAUGAGUGGCGUGCCGCCGGCCCUGUGGGACACCCCGCUGUGCCACCUGGCCAUCCCGGGCAGCCACAACGCCAUCACGUACUGUCUGGACAGCAGCCGACGAUCCCCCGUGGACCCGGCGCAGCCCGACAUGCUGCAGAAACUGGACAGGUUCAUGAAGCCCCUCGUCCGGCCCUUCGUGUACAAGUGGGCCGUAACGCAGGAGUCGUCGGUGACGCAGCAGCUGGACUGCGGCGUCCGCUACUGCGACCUGCGGAUCGCGCACAGGCCCGACGACAGCUCCGCCGACCUCUACUUCUACCACGGCGUCUACACGACGCUCACCGUGGAGACGGUUCUGGGCGAGAUCCGCCAGUGGCUGGACGCUCACCCCAAGGAGGCGCUGGUGCUGUCCUUCAGCCACUUCCUGGACGUCAGCCGCGAGCUGCACGCGCUGCUGCUCGCCACCAUCCGGAACGUCUUCGCCUCCAAACUCUGCCCCAAAAUGGAAAAGGAAGCGCUAACCCUCCGGAAGUUGUGGUCGUCGGGCUACCAGGUGAUCGUGUCGUACGAGCACCCCGCCGUCGCCGCCGCCCACCGCGACCUUUGGCCUCACAUUCCUUACUGGUGGGCCAACAAGUGCAAAGCCGAGGCCCUCGUUGAAGCCUUCGAGCUCACGAAGCGACGGGGGAGACCGGGAGGUUUUUUCGUCACGGGAAUCAACCUGACGGCGGACCUGAAGUACAUCUGCACGCACCCGACCGAGUCCCUGAAGGACUUGGCGACGUCCGCCGACCCGGCGCUGCUGACGUGGCUGGCGGAGCAGACGCCCGGCGACCGGCCGGGGGCCCUCAACAUCGUGGCGGCGGACUUCGUCACCGAGAGCCGCUUCGCGCGAACCGUCGUGGCGCUCAACGACAAACUCUUGCACUGAGAACCGCCAGACCCUCCGACACAAAAAAAAAAAGCAUGAAAUGCACAAAACACGCCGGAAUACUUGAAGUACUCGCCGCACAUCGCACGCCGUCCUCCACUUCGAUGCAAUUUUUUUUUUUUCGAUACCUGUAAAGGUGACCAAAGCAAUAACAACGCAGGUAAUAUUGUAAUAUUGUUACGCGUGCCAUCCGAGGUCCGCAGUCCUACAAGUACGUCAAUUUUAAGAUUCAAGACUGUCCUGAAGCGAGAACCGGAGGAUUUGGUUCUUCCUCCCGGCCCAAAUCUAUGUGACAUCGCCGCGAGAGAAACGAUGUCGUUUCAAAGCUGUGACACACAAUAACGCGUCAUCCGCGA
Syngnathoides biaculeatus (alligator pipefish) is the source of this 1460-nucleotide messenger RNA. It is a transcript of the gene plcxd1.1, whose product is annotated as phosphatidylinositol-specific phospholipase C, X domain containing 1. Lineage: Eukaryota; Metazoa; Chordata; Actinopteri; Syngnathiformes; Syngnathidae. Gene Ontology annotation, biological process: lipid metabolic process. The transcript is spliced from 7 exons. Gene Ontology annotation, molecular function: phosphoric diester hydrolase activity. Bases 130 to 1104 code for a protein of 324 amino acids. The record is from RefSeq and is a predicted model, not a curated record.